Entelurus aequoreus (snake pipefish) is the source of this 4601-nucleotide messenger RNA. RefSeq names its product non-SMC condensin II complex, subunit D3 (gene ncapd3). The coding region runs from base 176 to 4300 and encodes 1374 amino acids. Gene Ontology annotation, biological process: meiotic chromosome condensation; mitotic chromosome condensation. NCBI's taxonomy places the organism in Eukaryota, Metazoa, Chordata, Actinopteri, Syngnathiformes, Syngnathidae. Gene Ontology annotation, cellular component: condensed chromosome, centromeric region; condensin complex. The record is from RefSeq and is a predicted model, not a curated record. Gene Ontology annotation, molecular function: histone binding. The transcript has 35 exons.
AAGUGUUCCACAGAUCGACAGAUAGGUAGACAUACCGUGUUUGAGAAAUUAUGAUAUAAUUGCAUAGACUUUAUAUAUCCCACAAUGGGUAAAGUGUGUGGUUACAGUGCAGAUUCAAAAAGUCCACCAAACAUAAGCCUGGGUCAAUGCAGUGUGGGAUGCAGAGUUUACAGAGAUGAAGUUGAUGGAAGAUAACAUAGAAGAGGGGCUGGUAGCUUGUGGAGACCAAGCUUUCAGAAGUCUGUACACGUGUCUAAUGGCUUAUGCAUCUCAACAACAGACUUCAAGCAGAGAUGAUGGUUCACUGGUAAAUAGUAUCUGGACAGAGCUGAGUGAGAAUGGAGUCUCAAUGAAGUCUCUGAUGGCAGUGCUGUCUUUCUUUGUCUUGAGAGGAAAAAACAAAUCAGCUACUGUUCGACAGAGGGUAGGCUGCCUGCACGCUGCGUCCCUCUACCUGUUACUGCUUGGAAUCCCAGGAAGCAUUUCCAACCAAGUUUUUCAUGAAAUUUUGCUGGACACUUGCUUGAAUACAUCAUCUCAAUGCUGGCCUCAGGACUAUGGCAAGAAACGCAAGAAGGACACUCUCAAGUGUUCUCAGGCAGAGGGCAAGCGCUCCAAACCACAGCGGAAGGAAACUCUUGAGCUUCAUAUGGAUGUGGAUGAAGAAGAAGAAGAGGAGGAAGAAGAGCUUCAUUUCUCCUGCCAAGAUCUGAGCAAGAUCAGAGAAGCACUGGUUCUUCUGCUUCAAAGUCUUCUAAGACUUCUGCAGACAUUUGCACUUAAAGACAAACCACAAAGUUCCAGCAGUUGCACCCAGAUUUUUAGCAAGCUGCUUUACUUUGAGCCAGUCAUUAGCGAGCUAAGUUUUGAUGCUGGGAAAGAUGUCACAAAACUGCAGAGCAUCCCAGAGAUGGCUUUUUAUGGCUUGCAGCUGCUUUGCACACCAAAACACGGAGACCAGAGAGAAUCCUUGCGGAAGGUUUUCCACCAGCUCCUUUACGUGAUCUUGAUGAUGAAUAAAGGGGACAGAAGAACGCCAACCUUGCUUGUGCCUAGUCAAGCAAUUCUCACGACACGUAAUCAAGCCAUCCGAUUUGUGUGUCAUAUUGUGGAAGAGCUGAAGGACCUGGCACUUCCUUUUGUACAAAUCCUCCUGCAGCACAUCUGUUACCAGAUGGUGGAGAAAAGUGAGUUUCGAAGCCAUGGAGCCCAGGCUGUUGGUAUGCUAACAUCGCCGUUGUCAAAUGCAGACUAUGCCUGCUUUAUCAAGUGGUUGUAUAAGUUCUCAAGACACUCAAAGAUGGCGUCUCGCCUGUUCUCUGUGGAUGUGGGGAUGGUUCUCCUGGGGCAGCCAGAGAGGGAUAAUGAGGAUUGUAUUGAUCCAGAGCUUGCCUGCUACCUGCCUCACAAGUUUCUGAUCCAGAGCCUGUUGUUUGCUCGGCGUUAUGACCAAUCGCCCACUGUCCAAGGCCACGCCCUAACAUGCUUGGCCCAGUGUUUGGAGUUGCCUUCACUCAACGCCACCCGUGCUGUCCAAAGCCUCUUCUGUGCCACUGUGACACAGUCAGUGCUGGAAGGGGAAACUACAGUAGGCAGUCUCCAGCAGCCUCAAAGUACCUACCGCUCUUUGCCCUUUAGGACUGUGGAGAUCAGCAACAGCGAUACCAUGGUCUGUGAUGCAAAAGAGAACCUGUCUCUUCUUUUGCGACGUGUUCAAAACUCUAAGACAAACGUGAGGAAAUCGGCCCUACAGGCCCUGGUGGGUCUUCUUAAACAUGAUGUGAUCCCUUUAAGUUGGGAAAACCUGUCGGUGCUGUCGGAGCGCUGCAGAGACCCAGCUGUAUCUGUGAAGAAGAAAGCAUUGCUCUGUGUGGGAGAGUUGCUCAAUGCUAAACCCGAUUGCAGUACUGUGCAGAAGGCAUGGCUGGAGGGUGUGGUUGCAGCCGUGGUGGACCCUGAGAGCUCAGUCCAAGAGAAGGCCCUGGAGGCUCUCGACCAGGUCUUGCUCAGCCAGAUCAAAGUAUACUCUGCCAGCCGCCACCUGGAUAGCAGUCAGAGGCUCACCUGGAAUCUGCUCAAUCUGCUCUGUGAUGAGUGUCAGAACCUCAGCCAGUACUUCAGCCGGGCCUUCAGCAUCUGGUCCAAACAAAACAAGUUCACUACCACAUUCAUAACUAACCUGAUCUCACACACGGAGGCUGAUCAUGGUGCCGGAGCCUGGCUGCUGCUUUCUAAGGUUGUGGCUGCUUCACCCAAAAUCCCCUAUGGAGUUAUCCUGGAUGCCUGGGACAGCAUGGUCAGUUCAAAAGACGUGAGUGCUAGAACUUGUCACAUUCUGUGUGUGAUCGGGGAGAUUUCUGCUCACUUAAAUGAAGAUGCCAAGGAAAGGAUAGUUGAUGAUCUUAUGUCUUGGUUGAAGACCUUUACAAUGUCUCCUGAGGUGAUCAGUGCUGCUAUCGAGACUCUUCAUCAACUUGGCAGCAGUGAAGAUGUCAAGCAAACCCAGGCUUUCCUCGAUCAUCGCUGUGGUGAGCUUGUGUCACUUUGUGAGGUUUAUCUCGCCAGCAUCAUACUGAAUGAAAGUGGAGCACAGAACAUCAAUGAGGAGCUAAUGGUAAGAUAUCUCCACACCCUGGGAGUUGCGUCUCUAAACUGUCCUGCCAGAGUGUCCAAAAGGGUGGUUUUGCUGGUCGAAUCUGUUGUCACCACACAUUCUGACAAGCUUCCAGACCUGGAUGAGCUGCCUAAUUCAGUACCUCUGUCUCAAUUCAAAGCAAACUCUCUGCCUACCAGAGUCCGAGCACAUGGCGUCAUCACUUUGGGUAAGCUGUGUCUGCAGCAUGAGGACCUGGUACAGAAGUACCUUCCCGUGUGGGCCAGGGAGCUGGAGGUCGGUACAGAAGUGGCUUUACGCAACAACGUGGUGGUGAUCAUGUGUGAUCUAUGUGUUCGAUACACAAACAAAGUCGAUCAUUAUAUACCCAACAUCUCUGCCUGCCUACGAGACAAUGACCCAAUCAUCAGGGAGCAGACUCUCAUCAUGUUGACCAACCUCCUCCAGGAGCAGUUUGUGAAAUGGAAAGGUUCUCUUUUCUUCCGCUUCAUGGUGAUGCUUGUUGAUCCUGUGCCAGCUAACGCCAGUCUGUGUGAAUACUGUUUGCUUCACAUACUGCUGAAGAAGAACACAGAAAUGUUUAGUCAGCAUUUCAUUGAGUGCAUUUUCCACUUCAACUCCUACAGUGGACACACAUCCUACAACAAGUUCCCUCAGACUAAGAGUGAUAAAGUCCGGUUCUCCCUAAAAGGGCCUCAACACCGUGAGAAACGCUUUCGGAUUUACCGGUUUUUGCUGGAGCACUUUACUGAUGCUCAGCGCUUCAACAUCACCAACAAGAUCAACCAAAAUGUAUUAGCCCUUUUCGCAGAUGAAGAGCUGCGUCUUGAUGCAGAGGGUGCAGACAUUUUAUCAGAGACCUUCAACAUACUGACUCUAAAGGAGAUGAAGUUGCAAGUCAUGUCUGCUCCCCAUGGAGGUGUGGCAGUUGAGGAAGCCGAAGAGGAGAAUGCGGCCGCUAUGGCCAAAGUAGUCAUCCAGGCAGCUCAAAAUAAGGUGGUGUCUCAGGUCAGGAAGAAGGCUUUUAUAGAGAACACAGUUCCUCUUAUUAUCAGCCUGAAGCACUUACUGGAGAGACAACGCUCUUCUGUCCUCAAAGAUCUCAUGGUCUACCUCCAGGUCACAAUGCAGGACUACCGUAAUGAAGUCAAAGAAUUUUUCGCUGGAGAUGAGCAACUAGCAGCAGAAGUGGAGUUUGCUCUGAAGGAAGCUGAGAAGCAGAGAGAAAUGGAAAAGCAGAUGGACAACUGCAGCCUUAUGGAAGACCCUCAAAUGCCUACUGCUCAGGCUUCGCUCCGAAACUCUCCUAUCAAGCCCAGGCUUUUCCUUCCUCUCAACUUUGCCACACCGCAGCCAUCACGUCCAAGUCCUGUGAAUGCUCGACUGACACUGACUGAGAAGCAUGUGCAUUUCCGUGGAAGAUGCAGACCUGAAGAAGAUUUAGAGUCCAUGGUUCUGGAAAAAACAUUGAUGCAUGCAGGUGCUGCCAAGAACAGAGCCAUCAGCACACCCAGAGAUUUUGGAAUCAACGUAACGUUUGAGGGUGGAUUCAGCGCCAUUUACAGUGAAACAAGUCAUGAUGAAGAGAACGGUGUUCUUCAUGUCCAGUCGGAACAAACUUCUCCUGGACCGAGGCAGUGGAACGUGCAGUCCCCGCUCCGUCAGAAAAAGAAAGCCAUUUCUUAGUUCAACUCUUUGCAUGUUAAAUUUUUUUUUUUUAAUUAUUUUUUUUUUGUCCAGCACACUUUUUCCUUUCUUUUUUGUAUUUGGUAAAUCGCAUUUACAAAUAACAUAUUCAUACUUUGCAUGUUAUUUUUUUUAAACGUCAUGAGAAUAGUUUUGCUUAUUUGGAAAAUGCUUAUUAAAUUCAUUAACAUUCAAAAACAAGUUUACACUUGCACAAUUCAACAUGUUAUGUGUAAAAAAAUGAUGGUGUAGAAUAGUAAUAUAUUUAAGACAAAAGUCAAAUUCAAGUCAAGUCAAACAG